Messenger RNA from Coregonus clupeaformis (lake whitefish), 1825 nucleotides. RefSeq names its product sterile alpha motif domain-containing protein 13. Gene Ontology annotation, molecular function: protein binding. Lineage: Eukaryota; Metazoa; Chordata; Actinopteri; Salmoniformes; Salmonidae. Bases 304 to 603 code for a protein of 99 amino acids. The transcript has 4 exons. The record is from RefSeq and is a predicted model, not a curated record.
GCAGUACAGAAGCAAAACUGUAGGAUCAGUAGAAACCGUGCUUCUAGACCGGAACCCUGCCCCAUUGGCUGCGAAUUGGCAGGUCAGGUUCGAGAAUGGUGUGUGCGCCUGUUCAUGAGCUUCUUGUCUAGGUGGCGCAUGCCGACUCGCAGAUCCUUUAACAUAAGAACAGAGUAAUUUAAUGAGCAAUUCAGGUAGUUUAUAGAUGAAAUACGCAGCGCCAAGCACACGACCGUGAAUAAACCGGAUAUUUAUUUACGCUGUCAGAGGAACUAGCUCGCUACUUAGCAAUAAAAAGCUGGAAUGGAGAACAAAACAAAUGGAUCAGUGGAAGCCAAACUUGUGGUGGAGAAUGGCCAGCUGCCGGACCCUGCAGACUGGGCAUUCACUGAUGUCGUCAACUAUUUCAAAGCUGCAGGUUUUGAAGAGCAGGCUACUGCUUUCCAGGACCAGGAAAUCGAUGGCAAGUCUCUGCUUCUGAUGACUCGGAAUGAUGUCCUGACUGGCCUGUCUAUCAAACUGGGGCCAGCACUGAAGAUCUACGAGUACCACGUGAAACCACUUCAAACUCAGCACCUGAAGAGUAAUGCUAAUGCAUCAUAGCAUCACUGCAUACUCCUCAAUGUGUAACAAGAUAAUCAUGAGGCAGGACGGCCAGAGCAGUCCGAAGACAUUUAUAGACCCUAGAGGACAGUGGAGGAUGACAUAGCUUAGAAAACUCUUGCGUGGUUGCAUCUUGCAUCCUUAUGAAAAUGAAAUGUUUAUUUUACUUAAACCGUUAACAGAUGCCAAAUGAUUUGAGCCUUUCCGUCCUUUUACAAAGACGGUGAUCAGUUUCUUGGUAUUUAACUUGAGUGGUAUCAGUUUAUGAAAUGAAACAAAGACUUUAAUUCUUUGAGGUCUUGGACAUCAUAAGAACAUUUUACAGGUCUUAAAAAGUACAGGUUUCAUAUUUUCUUUCUAAGAGUUAGUCUCAAAGCAAAUCAAGCUCUUGAAGCAGAUUCAACUGAAUGGGUUAUUUAAUAGUGGACGAUCCUUUUCAGAUGGAUGCAAAGGUGCACUAGAUGUCUGAUUGAUCCAUCUUCUACCCUUGUCCCAUUGAUAUGAUCAGUAUAUACCAAACUAUCGAACAGUUUGAUGCCAGCUAAGACUGGAUGGUAAUUAGUUGGAGGAAAUGUACGUUUGAACUAUACUUCCUGUUCCUCCAUUACUGCCAUUUUCUUUUCCUAAUAAGACACUAUUUCACUUGAUCAAAGCUGUAUAUAUGAGAACUAUGCACUUCAAUGGUCAAUUUAAGCACAGGGGAUAUAGGUUGAUGAAUGUGUUCUUUGAUUUCCUUAAUUAUUUUAUCUUAAAAUGGCAUUUUACUUUUGUGUUUGAUGUGGAUGUUUUUAUCACGCAUAUCAACAGUGGCAUGCUGCUUCCUUUUGUAUUGUAAAGGUACUCUGUUCGCAUUUUGCUGUUAUAAAACUACUUGCAUCUUAAGUAAUGAUUUGAGAUGUACCACUGUCAGUCUUACCCAAGAACGAUUAGCAAAACACAAUCAUGUAGAGAAAGAAGUGUUAAUUUCUAAAUACAAAAAGUCAAGAACAAUGAUGAAUAAAAUAGAAUCAUAGAAAAGGCACAAUAAUUUACUUGAAAACCACACUGUGCCAUGAAAAAUAAACCCGUCUCAUCGUAUCCUCUAAGGUGGUUGGCUGAAAAUAGAUGGCAAGUCUUCCUGACAUGUUCUACACUUCAUAAGAUUCGGUGGCAGUGGAUUGCCGUUGGCAAUGAGGAGCAGUGUUGAGGUCAACUUUUUCCCUGUAGCAUCAAAACGAAGGCC